This is a messenger RNA of Nematolebias whitei (Rio pearlfish), 3585 nucleotides long. RefSeq names its product afadin. The coding region runs from base 1 to 3585 and encodes 1194 amino acids. Gene Ontology annotation, molecular function: cell adhesion molecule binding. The transcript is spliced from 25 exons. Gene Ontology annotation, biological process: signal transduction; regulation of protein localization. The record is from RefSeq and is a predicted model, not a curated record. NCBI's taxonomy places the organism in Eukaryota, Metazoa, Chordata, Actinopteri, Cyprinodontiformes, Rivulidae. Gene Ontology annotation, cellular component: adherens junction.
AUGACGUGUCCGAGGCUUCUUGCUGCAUCGACGAGUUCCAGACCGAGUCAGAACUCUGAGGACUUAAAGAUGUCGGAGGAACGAGAGAAGUUAUCUAAAGUCAUCCGGCAGUGGAACAGCUCCAGACUGGACCUGUUUGAGAUCAGCCAACCUGACGAGAACCUGGAGUUUCAUGGCGUCAUCCGUUUCUACUUUGAGGAUCCCUUGAAGGGAAACGUGGCCACAAAGUGUCUGCGUGUUUCCAGCAACGCUCCAAGUCGAGAGAUUGUUGAAACUCUGUCGGAGAAGUUCAGGCCCGACCUGAAAAUGCUGUCGACGGGAUUUUCUCUUCAUGAGAUCCACUCCACUGAAGAGCGUAAACUGAACCAAGAUGAGAAACCUUUGAUUGUCCAGUUAAACUGGAAGUCGGACAGCCGAGAAGGACACUUUGUUCUGAAGAAAGACGGGGACACUUUGGAGGAAAACCGUCAUGAGACUGAAAAAGGAGGCGUCCUUCAAACCUUUAAGAGGACGCUGUCAAGGAAAGGAAAGAAAGAGACGAGCACGAUGACAGAUGAGAACAGGACUCAAGAACAGGAUCUGAAACCGAGCCAGACUCUGCAGGAGAAACAGCCUGAAUUACCCGUCAGACUCCAGAUCAGUGAUAAUGCUGAAGAGGCCUUCCUGUCAGCAGUCAUAAAUUACACCAACAGCACCACAGUCCAUUUCAAGCUCUCGCCUGCGUACAUCCUCUACGCUGCAGGCCGGUUCGUUCUGCGUUGCCACGACAGCCGAGGCUCUCCAUCAACAGGAAACGUGCACCCUGUGACGUCUAUCACGAACAAAAUGGUGGCCAUGACGAGGAGCGUUAUCCAGAGACAGCAGACGAUCGUGGGUGCUCUGACCUUCUGGAUGUCCAACUCCUCUGAGCUGCUGAACUUCCUCCAGCACGAUGAAGACCUGAGCCCGCUCACACAGCAGAGUCAGCUGGACCUGACUCACCUGGUGCACAGAGCCUACAGUCUCCUGCUUCAGUGUCUUCAGAACGAGCUGAGGAAACAUUUACCAACUUUCCUGACAGAUCCUGAGCAGCACGCAGCGCCGCCACCAGAGACGGUGCUGAACACCUUGACGAACGCCAUGUCUCUGCUUCGCCGCUGUCGGGUCAACCCCGCUCUCACCAUCCAGCUCUUCUCUCAGCUCUUCCACUUCAUCAGCGCUUGGCUUUUUAACCAGCUCGUCCACCCAGAUGCCAAGAGUCCGGGCCUGCGCUCCCAUUACUGGGGAUGUGUUCUGCAGCAGAGGCUGGCUCCCAUCGAAGCCUGGGCCGAGAGGCAGGGCCUGGAGCUGGCUGCCGACUGCCACCUGGGCCACAUUGUACAGGCUACCACUCUUCUGACCAUAAACAAGUUCUCGCUGUGGGACGCCGAGAACAUCCAGAGCGCCUGCUUCAAGCUGAACUCUCUGCAGGUGUGGGUGCUGUUGGAUGGCUACCUCUGUGCAACCAAUGAGCCUCACAUCCCCCCUGAGUUGAUCGAUGCUGUGGUCGGAGCUGCUGAGGCCUCGGCAGACGUUCUGAUCCAGAGUGAGGGACGGGACGUCCGGCUGGAGGAGAGUCUCGACCUCCACCUGCCGUUCCUGCUGCCGGAGGGGGGGUACUCCUGCGACACCAUGAGAGGCGUCCCUCCAGGGUUCCAAGAGUUUCUGGAGCAGAUUUGUCAGAAAGGUCUCUGCAGUUUGACACCGCAGCUAAAAUCCAAAGGUGACUGGACGGCGUGCUUCAGAGAAUUAUCUCAAGCUGAGGGCGACACAUGUGUGGAAGUCAGCCGACAGCCGGAGGUUGAGACGGUGACGCUGCACAAACCUCUGAACGGCGGGAUGGGGAUCAGCAUCGUAGCUGCCAAGGGAGCAGGCCAGGAGAACGUCGGUAUCUACGUUAAAUCUAUUGUCAGGGGAGGAGCAGCUGAAAUGAGUGGGAGGUUAGCAGCCGGAGAUCAGCUGCUCAGUGUGGACGCUCAAAGCCUGGUUGGACUCAGCCAAGAAAGGGCAGCAGCCAUCUUGAUGCAAACUGGUCCCAUUGUGACCUUACAGGUCGCAAAGUUUGGAGCGAGCUACCACGGCCUGGGAGCGCUGCUGAAUGGACCGCCCUCUGACAGUGCAGGUCAGAACCUGAGAAAACAUCAAGGGGGUGAAGACCACCCUAAAGGAGCCUCCACGCUGGAUGGUGUCGUGGACCGGUGUCCCUCAGGGUGGCUCCUCCGGGGCAGCAGAAGACAGAAGGAGCAGAGAAACAGGCAGCUCUACUGCUCCGACCCCAACAUGGCCGCAGACUUUGACCUGCAGCUUGGAUCAGAACCAGAUGACCCUGAUGACCAAAGAAACUUGGUGUCAUCAGUUUCCAGCAUGAACCUUUGCACUGACACAUUUCACAGGGAGUACUUGACGCUCCCAAACCCGAAAUCCAGGGACAGAGUUGUGUCUGAACUGAGCCGGCCACAGCAAACCCUGAAAAUGUCUCGGAGUCCGUCAGAUGGACCGAGCUCCUCCAGCAGAACCCUGAUGCGUCAGGCUCGCUCGCAGGACAACUUGAGCGUGGACCGUGGAGGACACCUGCUGGACAAAAGACACAACUCCCCGGCACGGAAGGACCGAGCGCCGUCGUUCCCGAUACGCUCGAGCGUUUCUACCGACGACGUCCUCUCCCGUCGCAGUUCUCCCUCAAAGCGUGGCAGCCACAGAAGUCCUGCAGGUGUCUGGAGAACGCCCUUCUCGCAGCAGUCCACACCUGCGCCUUCAGUCCAGCCGAUGCGCAUCGACAUCCCUCUGACCCGAGCGGCGAGCGCGCAGUCAAACCCUCCGCUCUCCACCUUCCAGCUCAGCUCUUCUCUGGUGCAGAAGAAAAGGAACGAGCAGAGCCGAGGUGCUCGGGUCCACGAGAGCUCAGUACCUGCAGCCAAGAAGCCUCUUCGGCCUCCGGUUCUGUGGCAGCAGCAAAGACCCCCCACGUCUGGAGACGGAGCAGAACAGCCCCGAGCGAGCAUCCCUCCUACGAAACACGUCUCCUUCCAAGAACCGCCCCGCAAGCAGAACACCACAGGUCCCGUAAAGCCGAGAGACCACCAGGAGCUGCGUGACCCCUGGAGGAGGGAGGCCCAGGAGAAACUGCAGGAGCAGUGCAGGCUUCAGGCCGUGGAGCUCCUCCACCAGGAGGUGCGGCUGCUUCGGGCCAAGGACGAGCGAACGGCGGAGGAGAACGAGCGACUCCGGAGGCUCAACCUGGAGCAGCAGUUUCAGACGAGGCUGCAGGAAGUUCAAAGCAGAGGAGAGGAAGAGGAGGAGGAAGACGAGGGUUUGGACAUGACGGUGGUCCUGCAGCGGCUCGGAGACCAAACGUCAAAAACCGAGACGACCAGAUGCUCCGAGGGCAGCGAUCGUUGGGAGCAGAAAGAGAAGCCCCCCCACAUCAAACGCAAAGACGGCCUGAAGCACGAAGACCACGUGACACCAGAUGAAAACCUGGAGUUGAAGACCAAGAGUGUGCCGGCUCCUGAAAAGCUUCCGUUCAGGGAGCGUCAGCGUCUCUUCACCGUGGCAUCGAGCGCAUAA